Parnassius apollo (apollo) is the source of this 309-nucleotide messenger RNA. NCBI's taxonomy places the organism in Eukaryota, Metazoa, Arthropoda, Insecta, Lepidoptera, Papilionidae. The record is from the annotation of a GenBank genome assembly.
AUGAGGCAAUCUAUGGAUGUGGAUGAGAGGAUGGGGCAAUCUAUGGGUGUGUAUGAGAGGAUGGAGCAAAUCAUGAGUAUGGAUGAGAGGAUGAGGCAAUCUAUGGAUUUGGACGAGAGGAUGGGGCAAUCUAUGGAUGUGGACGAGAGGAUUGGGCAAUCUAUGCGUGUGGAUGAGAGGAUGAGGCAAUUCAUGAGUGUGGAUGAGAGGAUGAGGCAAUCUAUGGAUGUGGAUGGAAGGAUGGAGCAAUCUAUGGGUUUGGAUGAGAGGAUGGGGCAAUUCAUGAGUGUGGAUGAGAGGAUGUGUUAA